Erigeron canadensis is the source of this 1430-nucleotide messenger RNA. RefSeq names its product biotin--protein ligase 2-like. Lineage: Eukaryota; Viridiplantae; Streptophyta; Magnoliopsida; Asterales; Asteraceae. The record is from RefSeq and is a predicted model, not a curated record. The transcript is spliced from 11 exons. Gene Ontology annotation, cellular component: cytoplasm. The coding region runs from base 100 to 1194 and encodes 364 amino acids. Gene Ontology annotation, molecular function: biotin--[biotin carboxyl-carrier protein] ligase activity. Gene Ontology annotation, biological process: protein modification process.
AAGUAAAUUUGUGAUUUUCAACAAAAGACUUCCUGGGCUCUGUCUUUCGAUUCGAUGAUACCUAUGAUGUGGUUUGGUUUGAAACAAAGUUAUAGUUAAAUGUUGUUUAAGAAUUAUAAUUGUAAUCCUAUACGAAAUUCAUUUCUCUUUAAACAACAACCUCGAUUUUCUCACUUCACUCUCAAUUCUUCAUCAGCAAAAAUGGAGUCCAUUCAACAAUGUGUAUUAGUACUAAGCGGAAAAUCUGCCAAUGAGAAGGAAGUAGCAAAGUCUUUGAAGGAAAGUAUGUCCCUUAAACUUGCAGAUGAUGUUAAACUAUCGACGUUUUUGCAAUCCGAGACAGAAAGACAUCGACAAAAAGAUGAGUUUAAUGUCGAUAGUUAUAUGGCGUCUCUUAUGACUACGUGUUUUGGUAGAUUUCUUCUUUGGUCUCCGAGAUUGCCUUCAACACAAGACGUGGUGUCUCUCAACUUUUCUGACAUUCCGAUAGGUUCGGUGUGCAUUGCAGAUGUUCAGUUCAAAGGACGAGGACGUUCGCAAAAUGUAUGGGAAUCUCCUAAAGGUGGUCUUCUUUUUUCGUUUACGGUACAAAUGGAAGAUGGUCGUGUGGUGCCUCUUGUGCAGUAUGUUGUGUGCCUGGCUGUGACAGAAGCAAUUAAGGAUAUUGUCUUAGAAAAUGGCUUCCCCCCUCUUGAUAUCAGAAUAAAGUGGCCCAAUGAUCUCUAUUUAGACGGCCUUAAAGUGGGAGGAAUUUUGUGUACAUCAACAUAUAGAUCUAAGAAGUUCAAUGUUUGUGUUGGUGUAGGCUUGAAUGUUGACAAUGAUAAGCCAACAACAUCCUUGAAUGCGGCGCUGCGAAAGUUAACUUUUGGUUACCAGCUGCAGAGAGAAGACAUUACAUCAGCCUUCUUUAAUAAGUUUGAGCAUCUUUUCCAUACUUUGAUAAACCAUGGCUUCAGACCGCUUGAGGAACUGUAUUACAAGACCUGGCUCCAUAGUGGGCAAAGGGUCGUUGUCCAAGAAAAAAACGAAGAUCAAGAAAUGCUAAUGGAGAAUGUAGUUACUGUUCAGGGGUUAACAUCUUCUGGAUAUUUACUCGCCAUUUCUGAUAAUGGUGAGAUGUGUGAGCUUCAUCCAGAUGGCAAUAGUUUUGACUUUUUCAAAGGACUGGUAAAAAGAAAACAUAGCUGCUAGACUUUGUUGAUAUAUGUUAGAGAUUACAGUUAUACAACGGAAGUGCAGCCUGUUACAGAGAGGUCUUACGGCUCAAAGUAGCAGUUUCAUGGCUUGUUUAAAAAUAGACAUCAAAUUCUUGCCUGCUUUGGCUUAUAGUUUUUUUCUGUUAGUACUUUUCCUUCUAAUAUCGAUUGUUGCCAUUUUUGUUUCUUGUAAGAUGCUAGAAUAUCUGUAAUUCAAUAUUUCAUUUACCA